This is a messenger RNA of Cuscuta campestris, 1331 nucleotides long. NCBI's taxonomy places the organism in Eukaryota, Viridiplantae, Streptophyta, Magnoliopsida, Solanales, Convolvulaceae. The record is from the annotation of a GenBank genome assembly.
GUGCGCGGCCAUGUCAAUAGGUGAGAUCGAAAUUAUAAAUCCCUCACGAAUAUUAAGUCUGUUGCCUUCUGACGCCCGGCACCUAUCCGGCUAAUGUGCACUGUCAUGUACUCAGCCUCAGCAGAGCAUAGUACGGUGUAUGUUAAGCCGGUUACGGGAACCGCCAUAGCGUGGUCGCUGUCGCACGUUGGGUUAGACUUAAAUGAGUCUCGUUCAAAUGGAUGGAUGACUCAGAGGCAGUAAGUUGGGGUCAUCAAGGACAAGUCGGAUGAUUUUACUCACUCAUCCAGCCAGGAGUUGGAUCUUUAUGAUUUAAUUGGAACUCUGUUCCUAACCAAAGUAGUCUGCUUGUAAGACGUGCCUCAGCCAAUUACAAGUAUGGUGAAAAGGUGUCCUGAUGGCAAACAACAACAGCCCUUUCAACCUGCGAUAUGUUCUAGAAAAGGAAAAAUUAUCUGGAACUAACUUUCUUGAUUGGGAGAUGAAUCUUAAGAUUGUUCUCGAAUGCGAGAAAAAGCUUUACGUCCUAACAUCUGAGCCUCCCAAAGCUCCUGAAGCGAACGCCCGUGCUGCAGAAAUUACUUCGUACCGGAACUAUGAAGGUGACGCACGUGAUGUGAGAUGUCUCAUGCUAGCCACCAUAACCCCGGAGCUCCAAAGGCUCCACAAGGACAUGGAAGCUCAUCCUAUGAUGACUCGCUUGAAAGGUCUAUACCAAGGCCAGGCUAGACAUGAGCGUUUCAAAAUCUCUACGACUCUGUUUUCCAGUAAGCUGGCAAUGGAGAUGACUAUGCCUGAGCUACUGAAAUUCCUCACAACUGCUGAGGAGAGUCUAGGAAAGGGAAAGGGUAAGUCUAUCCUGAUGGUAGAGGGCAGUACUGUUGCGAAGAAGAGUGGGCCACGUUCGCCGGCCGGGACCAAACGCAAGGGUUCUAAGAAACCCAGGCCAGCGUCCAACUCCUCUUCGUUGAAACCCAAAGAAAGAGCUAAGAAGAAGUCUGCUGUAUGCUAUUAUUGUGGCAAAAAGGGCCACUGGAGGCGCAACUGCGCAAAAUAACUGGCAGAGAGGAAAGAGGGAAAGAAACCUCAAACCUCAGGUAUCUUCGUUAUUGAAGUCAAUAUGUCUGAUAUCACCUCUUGGGUGAUGGAUACUGGAUGUGGUUCUCACAUCUGUACUUCUAUGCAGGAUCUGCAUGAACGUAGACAAUUGACGGAGGGAGAGAUACAACUAAAAGUCGGCAAUGUCGCACUCGUAAAUGCAUUAGCCGUCGGAACCUAUAGUUUAUCUCUACCUAGUGGUCUUGUAUUGCAAUUAAAUAAUUGUCUGUUUG